This is a messenger RNA of Dioscorea cayenensis subsp. rotundata (Guinea yam), 633 nucleotides long. RefSeq lists its product as uncharacterized. The transcript is spliced from 3 exons. Lineage: Eukaryota; Viridiplantae; Streptophyta; Magnoliopsida; Dioscoreales; Dioscoreaceae. The coding region runs from base 1 to 633 and encodes 210 amino acids. The record is from RefSeq and is a predicted model, not a curated record.
AUGGUUGCAUGUGAUUUUGAUCUUCGUUUUGUAUAUGUACGAGCUGGCUGGGAAGGUUCUGCUUCUGAUGCUAGGAUUCUCCAACGUUCGAUUGAACAAGGUUUUCAAGUCCCAAGCGGUAAAUAUUAUCUUGUAGAUGCAGGAUAUGCUAAUACCCCGAAUUUUAUUGCUCCAUAUAGAGGUGUCCGUUACCAUUUGCAGGAGCAAGGUCGAGCGCAAUCUAGACCAAGCAAUUAUAAAGAACUAUUUAAUUUGCGACAUGCAUCAUUAAGGAAUCAUGUUGAACGCAUCAUCGGCAUUCUGAAGAUGAGAUUUCCGAUACUUAAAGUAGCAACUUUUCACCCAAUAGACUCUCAAACUGACAUAGUAGUUGCUGCUUGUAUGUUGCAUAACUUCAUCCGUAUACAUAACGGUACAGAUGUUAUUGAGGAUUUUGAUAAUGAAGCCGAGGAAACUAUUGUUCCUAAUGGAGAUGAGUCAUAUGGAGAGGAUGUAGACACCAUGAACUCUGAACGAAAUGCAGAAAUGAAUCUGAAAGUUUGGAAAGCCAUCGCCUAUACUGAAGUGCAUUAUAGACCAGGGUCGAGAGACAUCACCAAUCAGCAAGAAUCCAUUAAUUCUGAUCAGUUGUAA